This is a messenger RNA of Conger conger (European conger), 5203 nucleotides long. It is a transcript of the gene tmcc3, whose product is annotated as transmembrane and coiled-coil domain family 3. Bases 561 to 1943 code for a protein of 460 amino acids. The record is from RefSeq and is a predicted model, not a curated record. The transcript has 4 exons. Gene Ontology annotation, cellular component: endomembrane system. NCBI's taxonomy places the organism in Eukaryota, Metazoa, Chordata, Actinopteri, Anguilliformes, Congridae.
AUCCUGGGGUGCCCGUCAGGGGACCGGCCGUUUCCCCACCCUAACACCGGUGACCCCGUAACCUGCACCCCGCCAGCUCGCUCUCAGAAGAAGUGGGUAUGCGCAUUGUCUAGCACUUCCUCUCCUGGAAGCCUUGCUCGUUAAAGGGCUAAUGAAUGAUUGAAUGAGUGCUUUCUGUGGCACGCCACUGCACGGAAUGGGAGAUAGGAAUCUAGACGGCUGUUGUUUACAGCCUAAUUAGUCCAAUUUCCUGUGGACCUGCCCAAAGGAGGGCAGCUCAGAGACGGGGCAGAGUGGAGUCUUGCGAGUCGAGCCGCUGGACUGCUCGGGUCCGGGAGUGGAGUUCCAGCGGCAACUGCUCACAACUCUGGCUGAUCUUUUAACCCUGACAGCAGGAAGGACGGGCUUUCUCUGGGCUUUCUCCAAGGCAUUCGCAGGAAAGGCAUUCUCCUGAAAUCUCUCUGCGAGAGCUGCACGAUAUCUCACACCAGCUGGGGGCUGAGACACGGACUUCCGCUCCCCGGGCUGCGGCGUGUGAUGUGGGGGGGAGGGGAGCGGAGAUGAAGAGGCAAGCCAGCGCGGUCCCCCUCAUCUUCGUCACUGAGGCAGACCGGAACGGCGAUGGGAACGUCCUCAGCAUCCCGGUGCCGAUGCGGCGGGGAGGCUCGGAGACCAGCCUGGAUCUGGACUCCUCGGGUGGGCUGGGCCUGGACUUCCACCGGGGCCGGCUGGGCAUCGACAGCCUCCAGCAGAAGAUCCUGAAGGUGACUGAGCAGCUGAAGAUCGAGCAGACGGCGCGGGACGAAAACGUGGCCGAGUACCUGAAGCUGGUCAACAGCGCCGACAAGCAGCAGGUGUCGCGCAUCAAGCAGGUGUUCGAGAAGAAGAACCAGAAGUCGGCGCAGAGCAUCGCACACCUGCAGAAGAAGCUGGAGCAGUACCACCGGAGGAUGAAGGACAACGAGAGCAACGGCUCCUCCAAGACCUCCUCGUCCUCCAGGGAGGCCAAGGAGUCCUCUAAGGACAGCCUGAAGGACGUGGGCAGUGGCCGGCACCCGACCCUGGACAAGGUGAAGACCGUCGGCCCCGGCGUCUCGCUCUCGCCGCCGUUCUUCUUCAACAAGUCCCGGGAGUUCGCCAACCUCAUCCGCAACAAGUUCGGGAGCGCCGACAACAUCGCCCACCUGAAGAGCUCGCUGGACCCGCCCUCGUCCUUCCACCCGGACGGCGGGAGCCGGGCGCUGAGCGGGAGCGCCACCAUCGUGACCAAGCCCAAGUACCCCAGCGACGACGAGUGCUCCUCGUCCGUGUCGGCCGACAGCAACGGGAACCCCUCGCUGGGGCCCGAGGACACCCAGGGCAAGCUGGCCCAGCUGCUGGACGAGGUGCGGGAGAUCCACGAGGUGCAGAGCCAGCUCGCCGACGACAUGGAGGGCCUCAAGGCACAGUUCAAGAGGGACUACAGCUUCAUCACGCAGACGCUGCAGGAAGAGCGAUACAGAUAUGAGAGAUUGGAGGACCAGUUGAAUGACUUGACGGAGCUCCAUCAGCAUGAGACGACCAACCUGAAGCAGGAGCUGGCCAGCAUAGAGGAGAAGGUGGCUUACCAGGCGUACGAGCGAGCCAGAGACAUCCAGGAGGUGCUGGAGUCAUGCCAGACGCGGAUCUCCAAGCUGGAGCUGCAGCAGCAGCAGCAGCAGCAGGUGGUGCAGAGGGAGGGCACGGACGCCAAGGCCCUGCUGGCCAAGUGCAUCAACGUCAUGCUGGCCAUCGUCACGGUGAUCCUGGUGUGCGUCUCCACGGUAGCGCGCUUCACCACGCCGCUCAUGCGCAGCCGGCUACACCUGGUGGCCACCUUCUUCGCCGUCACCCUCCUGGCGGUCUUCUGGAAGAACUGGGAGCACCUGCAGCCUGCAAUGGAGCGCAUGCUGGUGCCCAGCUGAGGGGGGACGAGGGGGGCAACCAUCGCAUCUCCCGAGGGUGUGGCUUCGUUGUUGUCUGGCAACGUGUCUGGGGGUUUUUUUCACCCCCAUUAUGGUGCCCUGGACUCCUCUCUAACAAGCUCUACUGACUGUUCCUUUAUAUUUUUGCGUGGCUAACAGAGAUGGACUCUGGCUUUUGUCCAUUGAAGAGAACAACAAACUGUCACUGUGACUUUCUGAGGGAGGCUGGUUUGCUGUGAGCCGGGAAUCUUGGGAACUCCGCUGUUUGAGAAGACAAACUUGUUUUAUUGUGUUUUUAUUUCAUGUUUUGCUGAUACUUUUCUCUGUCCACGCAGUGUGUAGCAUUUUCUGCCGACCUGUGUGCUUACACUAUCCAAUUAUGGUCACACACACACACUUCUGUCAUAUUGGACCAGUCAAAAAGUGCAAUAUAUUUGUUUCUAUUAAUUCCCUUCUUUUUUUUUUUUAAAGGAUAGGAAUUGGUGUGCAUGUUGUGAUUUGUUGUUUUCUCUGACAAGUACACACAUUUUUUUCUGUUUGUCUCUGAGGCGUAUUAUAACUCUGGAAGGAGUCUACGCAGUUGUGCGUCCCUUGUUUGUCAAGAAGCACCAUGAAAGGCGGAUCACCACUGUGAUGAGAAUGUAACUAGUUUUGUGAAAAUGAACUGAAAGAGGAAGGCAAUGUUUGUCCAGGCGGCUGGUGGAGCUUUUAAGUACCAUCAGUGGAGACGACGGGCCUCUGAAAUUGUAUUGUAAUGAACUCUAAUUACUUUUUUAUUGACAAUAUCUUAAGGAUUUAGAAGUUUUGAGAGAUGCUCAUAGAUUAGUUAUUGUUUUAAGUUAAGCAGCCUUGUUCUUUUAAUAGCCCUGUUGAGUCUGGGAUAUAGUGGGAACAUUAAAUCAGCCAUAACACAUAAGAACCAGAAACCGGUGAACAGGUUUAUAGUGUUAAUUUAUCAUUAAAAUUACACCACAAUUGGUGUAAUUACAAAAAGGUAACCACCAAGAAUAAUGUAUGUGAAAGGACAGGGAUCUUCUCAAAAAAAGCUAAAGACCAGGGGAUUAGCAGCCGCCUCAUUCAGCAGAAAUUCCUGAGUGUUUGAUUUAUGUGUAAAUUAUAGUUUGAGUAUUCUAAUUCAAACUCUCAUAUACUGUUUCAGUGCAUGCAAUGAAAAUCUGGCAUUAGAUUCAGGUUGUAUGUAUGCAAUGUAAUUGUCAUUCAGAUACUAGUUUGCAGUUUGUGCGUAUUUACAGUAUUGUUGUCAUGGAGAUACUCAUUGUACUGUGUGUAAUUGUGGUCUCAGUGUCAUUACGUUUCUGGUUGCAUGUGUACAUUUGCUAGCUGAAAGUCAUUGGAUACUGGUUAUUCAUGUGUGUUUACAGUCUGAGUUUAGUUUUUUGUGUACAAUUGACUGUCAUGUGCACACUGAACUUGAUUAACUUACUUCAUUUUAGUUGAGAGAGGCAGACUCAUGAGAUGCACCGCUGACCUCACCACUGCCAGUUACGCUUUGGCCUACAAGUGACUAAUGUGACUAGUUAGGUGGCAUUCAUAGGUCUAAAAACGAUGCGUCUAACAUAUUAUGCAUCUGUAAUUAAAAUGAAACUAAUAUAAUUGCGUUUUUGAUAGCACUGAGUGACGCACAUCUGCCAGUUUUAUCCGUUUAGAAUCUACAAUGGAAACCUAUUCAGGUGAAUAUUUUGAUGGCAGUUCCCUGCAUAGCAGAUGGGGUCGGCCUUCAGACAUCUUGGUACUGUUGUUUGGUGUGUUGCUGGGUUCUUUAGUAUACCGUUAGCCGUCGGUUCCAAUUCCAUUUGGGUCUGACGUUUAAAUGUGAUUAAGAUUUUGAAGCAGCUUCGGUCGGCUAAUGCGAUUAGUUCAGAUUGAUUAUACUCUCUCUUUGCCAAGAGACAGCUGCUGAUGGAGCAAAACUCUCGCAAACUCUCAUCUUUUUACUCUCAGCUAGAGGUUGGGUUGAGGAAACCAUCUCAACUGUGCGUGAGAUCCUACUGCCAGCCCAUUCUGCUAUUCCUUUCAUUGCUGCGUGUUGGAUCAGGGGUUCACAAACAACUCCAGAACCUGGGCCCCCUAAAAUAGCUAUCCACUAGCUGAUAAUUCCCACUAUAUUAUAAACUGGAUCAAAUGGAUAAACCAAUAUUAUCUCAUAGCUGUCUAAAAUUUGCUAUGGAUUACUAUGGAUCUAUGCCACAAUGUAUUGACCAUGGCAAAAUAUUACCAAUGGCAUACACAACAACUAAACAUUUAAAAAAAAAAACAUGGAAUAAUUAAACAAAUUUUGAAAAGGAAAAUAGUUUUUACAUUGUCACUGAGGAAUCCCCAUCUCCCCAGUUGGGUUGCCAGACUUCAGUUUUGGAACCCCCGUGUUAGAUGAUUAAUGACUAUUGAUAGAGAGAAAGAUAGUGCAUCAUGUAUCCCUUUCUCUGAGGUUUGUGUUGGAUUAACAACACAUCCUGUCAUUCCCGAUUUGGUUAACACUUGCCUUGUUGUGCAACAGUGCUGUCAUGUUAUUUGUUGAGUAUCUUGUAUGUGUUUGAUGUCACUUCCUCUUUCCACCUGGAGAAUGGUGUUUCUGGGUGCUGCUUCUUGGCCAAGAUUCUGGUUCCUUUGGGGAGUGGGACAAGUCUGGCUCAAGGGCAGUUUGUCAGUGAAUAUUGAAGGGCGGUCUGUCUGUGAGUGUUUUUUGUCUGCGAAUGUGUUCUUUUUUUAAUGGGUUUGUUUAUCCGGUCUGUUUUAUGGGCAGUCUUUGUCUUUUCCUUUGCCAAACUGCCUUUCCCUCCAUGUACACUGCUUAUCUGUCAUAUAUGUAACUUACUGCUCUUUUGUUUGUGUGUGUAUGUGUGUGUGUGUGUGUGUGUGCGUGUGUGCGUGUGUGCAUUGUGUAUGAGUGUGUGUUCAGAUUUAUUAACUGUUGACAUUAGGGGUUACGGAAUGAGAAUCACUGGCUGAAUUCAGUUACACAGUCUGCAGUGAUAUGCAUAUGUUAAGAGACAGUGGAGGGGAGCAGGGCUUGGAGCUGGCCUGUCUGCUUGCAUCAUUUCCUUUCUAUACCGUGAUUAGCCAGUUUGGUCAAAGUUCAGAUCUGUCCCAGGGAAUUAUUAUUCCUUUGUUUUUUUGUGGCUUGAGCAUCAGGAAUAUUUCUUUUUCUCAUGGAAAUGGAUUUGUACAUCUCGGGGAAAUCUGGACAUUGGAUUCCAGAUCACUUUUUUCAAAUGGUAAAUAAAUCCCAUUCUUUUUCUAAA